Messenger RNA from Frankliniella occidentalis (western flower thrips), 2092 nucleotides. It is a transcript of the gene Grasp65, whose product is annotated as Golgi reassembly-stacking protein 2. Gene Ontology annotation, molecular function: protein binding. The transcript has 7 exons. The record is from RefSeq and is a predicted model, not a curated record. Gene Ontology annotation, biological process: Golgi organization. NCBI's taxonomy places the organism in Eukaryota, Metazoa, Arthropoda, Insecta, Thysanoptera, Thripidae. Bases 114 to 1514 code for a protein of 466 amino acids. Gene Ontology annotation, cellular component: Golgi apparatus.
GACAAGCUGAAAGAAGAACACAAAUGCGCCACGUAGAAGUUUUGUUGCUGUCGCUCAUUAUUAUCGUGUGAAAAUAGGUUUUUGUACGUCAAGUUGACAUUUGACAAAGUGCAAUGGGUGCCGGACCAAGUGUAGAGAUACCUGGAGGAGGAACUGAAGGAUAUCACGUUUUGCGGGUUCAAGAUGGUUCUCCAGGACAAAAGGCUGGACUGGAAGCUUUUUUUGAUUUUAUUGUAGCUAUCAACAAGACAAGACUGGAUCAAGACAAUGAUACUCUCAAGGAGUUGCUGAAACAACACAUUGACAAGGAAGUUCAAGUGACAGUGUAUAGUAGCAAGACACAGUUAGUUCGGCAAGUGACGAUCACUCCAAGUACGUCUUGGGGAGGUCAGGGCCUGCUUGGAGUGUCCAUAAGAUUUUGUUCCUUUGAAGGUUCCAAUGAGAACAUUUGGCACAUUCUGGAGGUUCAUCCUUCAUCGCCUGCUGAAUCAGCUGGUCUUCGACCUUUCACUGAUUACAUCAUUGGUGCCGAUUCUAUUCUUCAUGAGAGUGAAGAUCUCUUUUCCUUUAUUGAAGCUCAUGAAGGCAGAGCUUUAAAGUUGUAUGUGUAUAAUACAGAUGAAGAUUCUUGUAGAGAGGUCACAAUCACUCCAAAUUCCAACUGGGGUGGUGAGGGCAGCCUGGGAUGUGGUAUAGGCUACGGUUACCUUCAUCGCAUACCAGUAAGGAGUAAUAUUGAACAGCCAAAACCUCCUGCAUCUGGUCAGAUACCAUCUGCUGUCAUCAAACCUACCAUUCCUCCACCAGUACCGAUUGGCUAUGUACCUCCACCAACAACUGCACCUAUUACAGUUGCAACUAUCCCUACUGAAACUCCAGCCAUGCCUUUGCCAUCCUCUCCCACUGUUCCCCCUCCAUCUGUUUCACCAAGCUCUGUCAGCAUGUACCCAACUGUCACUCCUGUUACUUCACAGCCUUACCCUUCACCCAUUCCUUCAAUGCCAGUGCCAUUCAGUUCAACAGGCUUCUCUGCUGUGAGUGGCGUAAGUACACAAAUGGCAGGGUUAACCAUGAGUGGCCAUGAAACUUUUGUCCCAAGUGGGUCACAGAUAGGAUUACCUCAACCGCAUCCGUCUACUGUUGGAGGCACCACUACUGUUGGAUAUGCUCAGCCUCCCACAUCACAAGGCUAUGGGUACCAAAUGGGAUACACGCCAUAUAAUCCCUCCGAUGGUGUGAGUCAGUACUUCCCUAGCACACAUGGCAACGUUGACUCUUCAGCAGUUCCAAACCGCGCUUCACCUGCCAUGCCUAUGGGUUCUGGCCAGCCACCUUCUAUCCCAGGAAUGCCUCUGACAACACCGCUCAGUUUGCCUGGUAUGCCACCAAUCACAGUAUCAGCCUCUGUCCCUUUUACAACUUUAGAAGGUUUGCAUUUAGCACAGCAGCAGCAGCAAUCACCACAGCAACCCCAGCCACAGCAGCCAUCUUUUAGUGUAUCUGUUGGCCAAUGAUUUAAUCUUUGAAUUUCUUAAAACCAAAUUUCAUAUAUAUUUAUAUGAUUUAGUUGCUGUUUCAGGGGACAAUCUGAAAUAUAUAGACUUCACUAACACAAUUCUGUUGCUCAGUGACUAAUAUCUACAGUCUUUCUUAUUUUGAAAGGUAUUCUUUACUUUGUUUUAAUUUGUUCGAUAUUACUGGGGGAAAAAGUUGGCCACCUCCUGAGGGGAAAAUACCCUCAAGAAACCAAGUGAAAUCUACAGAGGGACCACAUUUUAUGAGGACAGACAUCAGAAUUGCUUUUGAAAUACCUAUUGUUUCUUUCUUAAUUUUACGUAAGAUUUUGUUGUCUAUCAUUGAAUUUUUGUUGAUUUUUGUUUUGUCUAUUUCCUUUUAACAUUCUUUUACAGUCCGUUAGCGUGUUUGAAGGGUUUGUUUAAAUUGUCACAUGUCAGUUUGUUUCUUGUUUUCUGAUGUCAUCACAUUUUAAAUGUCUCAAUAUUUGAGCUGCUUGUAAUGUAUGUGAUUGUGGUAACAUACAGUGUAAUUGUGUACUACAUCUACCUAUAAAUAUAUUUUUUUUGACUAGGGU